Molecule: messenger RNA, 1552 nt
Organism: Pyrus x bretschneideri (Chinese white pear)
Lineage: Eukaryota; Viridiplantae; Streptophyta; Magnoliopsida; Rosales; Rosaceae
Product: peptidyl-prolyl cis-trans isomerase CYP40
Exons: 10
Coding region: 89-1177 (362 amino acids)
Biological process (GO): protein folding; protein peptidyl-prolyl isomerization
Molecular function (GO): peptidyl-prolyl cis-trans isomerase activity; protein binding
Source: RefSeq, a predicted model, not a curated record
CCCACUAUAUACACUUUGAGUUUGAGAGAGAACUGGGAGAGACAGAAGAAGAAAAGUCUAGAACUCGGAGAGAGAGAGAAAGAGAGAGAUGGGGAGGACAAGAUGCUUUCUCGACAUUAGCAUCGGAGGAGAGCUCGAAGGGAGAAUAGUGGUCGAGCUUUUCGACGAUGUGGUACCCAAAACCGCUGAGAAUUUCAGAGCUCUCUGUACUGGUGAGAAGGGCAUUGGCCCCAACACUGGUGUUCCGCUCCAUUACAAGGGAGUUCGUUUUCAUCGUGUCAUUAAAGGGUUUAUGAUACAAGGGGGUGAUAUCUCCGCUGGAGAUGGUACUGGUGGAGAAUCUAUCUACGGAAUGAAAUUCGAAGAUGAAAAUCUUGAAUUGAAACAUGAAAGGAAAGGCAUGUUAUCCAUGGCUAAUUCUGGUCCGAACACCAAUGGGUCUCAGUUUUUCAUCACGACAACUCGCACAGCUCAUUUGGAUGGGAAACACGUUGUAUUUGGGAAGGUAAUUAAAGGAAUGGGAGUUGUCCGCUCAAUUGAGCACAUAACCACAGCUGAUGGUGAUUGCCCCAGUAUGGAUGUUAUAGUUGCCGAUUGUGGAGAAAUCCCCGAGGGAGAAGAUGAUGGAAUAUCUAAUCUUUUCAAGGAUGGUGAUGUUUAUCCUGAUUGGCCUGCUGACCUUGAUGAGACUCCUGAAGAUCUUUCUUGGUGGAUGACUUCUGUAGAUUCAAUUAAGGGUUUCGGAAACGAAUAUUACAAGAAACAAGACUAUAAGACGGCUCUUAAAAAAUAUCGCAAGUCCUUACGCUAUCUGGAUAUAUGCUGGGAGAAAGAUGGAAUUGAUGAAGAGAAGAGUUCAAGUUUGAGAAAGACCAAGUCACAGAUUUUCACAAACAGCUCUGCUUGUAAGUUGAAGUUGGGGGAUCUGAAAGGAGCACUGUUAGACACUGACUUUGCAAUGCGGGAUGGAGAAGAUAAUGUUAAAGCUUUGUUUCGACAAGGUCAGGCAUACAUGGCGCUUAACGAUGUUGAUGCUGCAGUUGAAAGCUUCAAAAAGGCAUUGGAUUUGGAGCCAAAUGAUGCUGGAAUUAAAAAGGAGUAUGCUGUUGCAAAGAAGAAGAUUGCUGAUAGACGUGAUAAAGAGAAGAAGGCCUACAGCAAGAUGUUCCAAAAGUAGCACUCUGGCUGUCAACUGGCUGCUUAUUCCUUGAACUUACAAAUGCUUCAUACCCGAAUCAUAGCCAUUAUCAAGGAAUGCAGACUUUUAUUGUCACAAGUGCUGUUUUUUCGGGAGGGAAAACCAGUUUUGCAGGUUCCAAAUCAUCAAGAAAAUGCAACUGUAAAGAAGAUAAAGAUCAUCUAAUUGAACUUCUUCCUUUUUUGUUUUUUGCUUUCCUCUUUUUGGUUCAAGGAAGGCAGCUGAAAUUUGAAACUUGCAAAAUCCAAUGAGUUGUAAUCUGAUCAAACUUUAAACCAAACAAUUUUGUCAUGUUACAUGCUUGAAGCAUUUGUUGGUAUGGGGGUGGAGAUAAAGAACCUUUUACUUGGACUA